AGAGAUGGGCGUCUCCUAUUGGAAGUAUAUAAUGGCAUCUCCUGGGGCGCGGUUUCAGAGCUGGUUGAGUUAGUGAGUGAGGUGCUGCUUGUGCGAGACUGCUUACAGUAAUCAUGUCGGAUAAGCCAGACUUGUCAGAGGUGGAGAAAUUUGAUCACCGCAAACUGCGCAAAACUAACACAGAGGAGAAGAAUACGUUGCCUUCGAAGGAAGUUAUUGAACAAGAGAAAGCGGCGGGUAAAGAUAAAUGUUGACCGGAACUACGUGCUCAGAUUUUUCAAAUUUCCUCUGGCGUCACUGGCUGUGGGACAUUCUAGCAAUUACAGACUAUAACCUCUGUCUGCAGAAUGAACUUGUUGUAAAAAUGGCAUAUACUGUUUAAAAAAUUAAAAUCACUUAUAUUUUC
Messenger RNA from Xenopus tropicalis (tropical clawed frog), 406 nucleotides. It is a transcript of the gene tmsb15a, whose product is annotated as thymosin beta 15A. Gene Ontology annotation, molecular function: actin monomer binding. The transcript has 3 exons. Gene Ontology annotation, biological process: actin filament organization. Bases 114 to 254 code for a protein of 46 amino acids. The record is from RefSeq and is a predicted model, not a curated record. Lineage: Eukaryota; Metazoa; Chordata; Amphibia; Anura; Pipidae. Gene Ontology annotation, cellular component: cytoskeleton.